UUCUCUUCCUAGAAUGCCUAAGUCAAAGGAACUUGUGUCUUCAAGCUCAUCUGCCAGUGAUUCAGAUAGUGAAGUUGACAAAAAGGCAAAGCGGAAAAAGCAAGCAGCUCCGGAAAAGCCUGUAAAGAAACAGAAGACUGGUGAAAGUUCAAAAGGUGCAGCUUCUUCUAAGCAAAGCAGUAACAGAGAUGAGAAUAUGUUUCAGAUUGGCAAAAUGAGGUAUGUCAGUGUUCGUGACUUUAAAGGGAAAGUCUUAAUUGAUAUUAGAGAAUAUUGGAUGGAUCAAGAAGGUGAAAUGAAGCCUGGCAGAAAAGGUAUUUCUUUAAAUCCAGAACAGUGGAACCAGCUGAAGGAACAGAUUUCUGAUAUUGAUGAUGCAGUAAGAAAACUGUAAAGACAGAGCCAUACAGAAACUUUUAUCAUUUUAGUUGUUUUAAGCGGUCUUUUUACAUUGGCUUUUGUUUUCUAAAAUAUUGUUUUCCAAGCUAUUGUAUAUUUGGAUUGCAAAACGAUUUGUAAGAUGAAUACUUUUUUUAUGUGCAUUAAAAGUGUAUUCUGAGUGAGGCUAUUUGUGUAUACUUUACUAAAAGGAAAUGUGUUGCUUUCACCUCAUGGUGUAAAAUAAAUAAUAUGUAAAGCGUA
Messenger RNA from Aptenodytes forsteri (emperor penguin), 642 nucleotides. RefSeq names its product SUB1 homolog, transcriptional regulator (gene SUB1). Gene Ontology annotation, molecular function: transcription coactivator activity; DNA binding. NCBI's taxonomy places the organism in Eukaryota, Metazoa, Chordata, Aves, Sphenisciformes, Spheniscidae. Gene Ontology annotation, biological process: positive regulation of transcription initiation by RNA polymerase II. The transcript has 4 exons. Gene Ontology annotation, cellular component: nucleus; transcription regulator complex. Bases 14 to 394 code for a protein of 126 amino acids. The record is from RefSeq and is a predicted model, not a curated record.